AUGACACACACGAAUGAGGCUGCCACGGCUCCCAAUGAGGGUGGGAGUAAAGAACAGCAGUUACCCCCUCUUUCCUUGAAAGACUUCGGCGUGUAUAAUCGCAUGGCAGCACAGAUGGACCAAUUCCACAACCAUUUUCGCCUGUAUUGGAAGGAGCUUCAGAACGCAUGUGAAACCAAUGGGAAGCGGUCUGGCGGACUAAAGCCCAAGCAACUGAUCCUUACAGGGCUGCGUUUCUGUUCUCAGCUUAACUUCCACCACAGUAUUGAGGAAGAGCAUAUAUUUCCUGUGCUAGCUCGAAAGAUGCCAGAGUUCCGACAGAAGAAGACUCUAUUGGCACAACAUAAGAAGAUACAUCGUGGACUGGAAGAACUGGAACAGUACUUAGAGAAAUGCCGCUCCGGAGAGCAAGACCUGGAACUGACAGAGGUGAAACGAUUAAUGGACGCGUUUGGGGAAGUGUUGUGGACGCAUCUCGACGAAGAGGUUCGGACCCUUGGUGCGGAGAAUAUGCGAAAGUACUGGACUGUGGAGGAGAUGCGCACACUUCCUAUGUGA
Aspergillus pseudotamarii is the source of this 558-nucleotide messenger RNA. Its product is annotated as hemerythrin domain-containing protein. NCBI's taxonomy places the organism in Eukaryota, Fungi, Ascomycota, Eurotiomycetes, Eurotiales, Aspergillaceae. The record is from RefSeq and is a predicted model, not a curated record. The coding region runs from base 1 to 558 and encodes 185 amino acids. The transcript is spliced from 2 exons.